AUGAAGGCCAUUGUAAUUGAAAAGUUUGGGGGACCUGAGUCUCUUGUUAUCAAGGACGUUCCCCGACCUGAACCAGCGAGCGGCUCCGUGGUGAUUCGUGUGAAAGCUUUCGGAGUCAAUCAUGCUGAAAUGCAUAUGCGGAAAGGCGAGUGGGCGGAGUGGAUGCCUAUCAGUGGCAUUGAGUGCGUGGGUACAGUAGCGGCAUGCCCUGGCGGCGAGUUCGAGGAGGGAACUCUGGUGGCGAGUGUCAUGGGCGGCCUUGGGCGCACUGUCAACGGUAGCUAUGCCGAGUUCACGAGGGCUAAGGCCUCAAAUGUCGUUGCACUUGGCCCAGCAGCUGCAAAACUUCCUUGGGACCAGCUUGCUGCCAUUCCAGAAUCAUAUGCCACCGCAUGGACUUGCCUCUUCCGAAACCUUGAACUCUCAAGUGGACAAAAGCUCUUAAUCCGCGGCGGGACCUCUGCGUUUGGCAGAGCAGCUAUCAAUCUCGCCGUCCACGCUGGAGCUCACGUUACUGCGACAACUCGAAAUGAAGACCGGGCCGCUCAGUUGACAGCCCUUGGAGUGGAGAAAGUGGUGAAAGAAGGACCGAACUUGUCUGAACGCCUUCCCGAAAAGUUCGAUGCGAUUCUCGAGCUUGUGGGCAACAGCACCAUCCUUGACUCUCUGAAAAUGGUGCACCGUGGUGGGAGGAUGGCAAGCGGUGUUCAUUUCAGCUUCUUUGGCAGUUUCGCUUUCGGGACACCUGAAUUUCCCUUGUCAGAUGUGCCCCUCCAAGAAGUCGUCAAGAUGGUUGCAGAUGGAAAAGUGAACGCCAAACCAUGGAAGGUUUUCAAGUUUGAGGAUAUUGGCGAAGCUCACCGUUUGAUGGAGAAUAGUGAGGCCCAGGGUAAAAUGGUUGUGCUCGUGGACUAG
Messenger RNA from Penicillium daleae, 915 nucleotides. RefSeq lists its product as uncharacterized. The coding region runs from base 1 to 915 and encodes 304 amino acids. NCBI's taxonomy places the organism in Eukaryota, Fungi, Ascomycota, Eurotiomycetes, Eurotiales, Aspergillaceae. The record is from RefSeq and is a predicted model, not a curated record. Gene Ontology annotation, molecular function: oxidoreductase activity. The transcript has 2 exons.